AUGGCACUUGGUUCUGACGACUUGUCACUCACAUUGGUCACUCCUCUUUCUCCCAUUUUCUCUUCCUCCUCCGCCCCCUUCCCUGGACACAAGGAAGGGGCCGCUGUGGGGAGUGGGCAGGGCCGAGUUGAAGCACACUCGCCCCUUUGUUUCCUCCUCCCUUCCUCUUUCCACUCGUCCAGGAUCCUGGACGCCAGGGAGGGCCGCUGUAGCGAAUGGGCGCCUUCAGCCUCUGCUGCCGGGCUCUGGGCUAUGAUGCCAGACAGAGCCGCCCCUUUCCUCCUCCCCCUCGUCCAGCAGCAGUGUCAGCAGCAGUGA
This is a messenger RNA of Closterium sp. Naga37s-1, 318 nucleotides long. NCBI's taxonomy places the organism in Eukaryota, Viridiplantae, Streptophyta, Zygnematophyceae, Desmidiales, Closteriaceae. The record is from the annotation of a GenBank genome assembly.